AUGCCACAGAGUACCAACGACUCGUCAGCCGCUAUAACGUACGUCGAUGAUUGCCUCUAUUGGGGUUCUGAUGAUGCUGCGGAAGCAUGGUUCGAACAAGCCCUCGGGCAACAGCUCAAAAUCGACUUCAUGGGUGAUCUUUCCUUCUAUCUUGGAGCCCAUUACGACUGGCAAGUAAUUCUGGACGGUCGCUUGUGCAUUCACUGCUUGCAGGAAGGACACAUUCACAAGAUGCUCGACCAACACUCCAUGCUUGAUGCGAAUGCAGUCGACAGCCCCUAUCGCAGUGGACUUCCCAUCGAUCGAGUACGGCACGACGGACUCGACCCAUCCGAGAAACCCCUUCUUGUGAAAGCGUACCAGUCUAUUGUUGGCAGCUUGAAUUGGAUCAGUCUAAGUACUCGGCCAGAUAUCACUCCUGUUACCAGUCUGUUGGCCACGUACCUUCACAACCCAUCUCCAGGGCAUCUGACCAGCGCCAAACAUGUGCUACGCUACCUCAAAGGUUCCUCUGGGUGGGGAAUCACGUACACACAAAUCUAA
Messenger RNA from Seminavis robusta, 543 nucleotides. Lineage: Eukaryota; Bacillariophyta; Bacillariophyceae; Naviculales; Naviculaceae. The record is from the annotation of a GenBank genome assembly.